Messenger RNA from Drosophila elegans, 942 nucleotides. RefSeq lists its product as uncharacterized. Bases 10 to 804 code for a protein of 264 amino acids. The record is from RefSeq and is a predicted model, not a curated record. Lineage: Eukaryota; Metazoa; Arthropoda; Insecta; Diptera; Drosophilidae. The transcript has a single exon.
CAUCUAGUCAUGGCCAUCGUUCUGGGCUGGCUCUUUCUGGUCACUUUGGCCAGCGUGUCCCUGGCACAAGGGUCUCCCCAGCUGGUGGCGCCAACUGGUGGUCUCCUAGCUCCACAGCCUCAACUUCCGCCGGCCACAUUGGCUCCACCGCCCACUUUGUCCCAAGAUCUGGAUGAAAUCCAGCGGUUGGUCCAGUUCAAACCUCUGAAUCAGUUACUAGUGCGCUACUUGAUCAACGAUGGCCAGUUCCAGUCCUUUGUGCGGAUCAUCAACAGCAAUGCCGGAUUCACGGCCCGUUGGCGUUUGCUCUCCCAACCGGAAUUGACGCUCUUCCUGCAGUGGGUGGACCAGCAGCUCGUGGCCUCCGGUGACUCCUUUGAAUUGGAGGAGCAGAAGCUAAAAGUCAAUCUGCUGAAUCAAUUCCCCUACUGGUCUGGCACCGUCUUUGGCUGGCAGGGAUUCCUCAACGAAGUGCAGCUCUACUUUCCACUGUAUGCCAUUCGGGCCCAUGUCGAUGCCAAGGUCCUGCAGCAGGGAAUCUUUGCCCAGUUCUGGACGAGAUUACAGGGAUUGGGGGUCGUCUACGAUCGCUGGUUGACUUCAGUGGAAACUGCCCAGGUUUUUGCUGAUCUUCAGAGGGCGGGCAUCGAUACGGUCCAGUUGGACGGCCUCAUCCGGAAUCUCUUCGGCUGGAAUGCUGCAAAUGGAACCUCCACUACUGCACCUGGUACACCAGUUGCUCCCACAUCAAUUCCGGGUGCAGUGUUGCCUCCAGUUAACACUAAUCCCGUGGGGGUUGUCUAGGUUGCCAAUAUGCAGUGAUGGUAAAGUUAUCCAUGCUUAGGUAGAGUUUCAAAUAUAUAUACCUACUAGGCAAUGAAAGGGGUAAACGUGUAUAAGUACCCAAAGAACAUUUGAAUAAAUUUUGCGAUCAAAAAAAAA